AUGUCGUCCUCCACCCCGCCCUGGAAAGCCAUCGCCGCACGCAAACAGGCCUCCCGCGCCGCCCGCAUCCCCUCCAAAUGGCUCAUUCCCGCCAGCGCCCUGCCCCAGGACCCCCCAACCCUCCAACACGGCCGGCAGAACGUGCUCAACGUGCCACGCCAGUUCCUCUCCCGGGCCGAGAUCGCCAUCACCGAGGACUACACCGUCGAGACACUCCUGUUGGCGCUGGCCGCGGGCAAACUGUCCUGCACCGAGGUCGUCGACGCCUUCUGCCACCGCGCCGCCAUCGCCCAGCAGCUCACCAACUGUCUGACCGAGCCGCUGUUCGACGCCGCCCGCCAGCGCGCGACGGAGCUUGACGCCUACCUCGCCCGCCACGGCCACCCGGUCGGCCCCCUGCACGGCCUGCCCGUCUCGGUCAAGGACACCUUCAAUGUCCGGGGCGUGGACACGAGCAUCGGGCUGGCGUCGCUGUGCGAGAAACCCGCGGCCGACAACGCGCCCCUGGUCGACCUGCUGCUCUCGCUGGGCUGCGUGAUCGUGGCCAAGACCAACGUGCCGCAGACGCUCGCGUCACUGGACAGCGUCAACAACGUUUUCGGCCGCACCAUGAACCCCAUCAACCGGCUGUGCACGGCCGGUGGGUCCAGCGGCGGCGAGGGCGUGCUGGUCGCCAUGAAGGGCAGCCUCAUCGGCAUCGGCACCGACAUCGGCGGCAGCAUCCGCGUCCCUGCCAUGUGCAACGGCCUGUACGGCUUCAAGCCCUCCAACAAUCGCCUCCCCUACGGCGGCCAGGCCCUGACGGGGCGCGCCGGCAUGAGCCGCACCAGCGUGCAGGCCGUCGCGGGGCCCAUCGCCCGCAGCGUCCGCGACAUCGACGUCUUCAUGCGCGAGGUGAUCCCGCGCGCCAUCCUGUGGGGGGAGGACUGCAUGCCGUGUCCGUGGCCCAGUCCGUCAUCGUCGUCGUCGUCGAUCCAGGGCAGCGGCCCCAACGGCGAACUGGUGAUCGGCAUCCUGCGCAGCGACGGCAACUGCACGCUGCUGCCGCCCAUCAUGACCAUCCUCAACGAAGUAUCCAUGGCGCUCUCCGGCGCGACCGCGACCACAGGCACCCGCAUCAUCGUCAAGGAACUUCUGACCCCGCGCGCCUGGACCCGCGCGCAGUCGGUCAUGAGCAAGCUGAUGGGCGUGGACGGCGGGGUGGCCAUGGGCGAAAUGAUCAAGGCCACCGGCGAGCCGCUGGUGCCGUGGAUGCAGACGCGGUUCCGGUCGGGCGCGCCGCAGCCGCUGGAACGCGUGGCCGAGCUGCAGGCGCAACGGACGCAGCUGGAGCGCGAGAUGCUGAACCUGUGGAGCGAGGAGGAGGCGGUUGACGACGCUCUGACCGGCCAGCAGCACCCUCGCCGGCGUCGCCAGACGCUCGACGCCAUCGUCUGCCCCAUCGCCCCGCACCCGGUGCCGCCCAUCGAGGGCUACAACGCCGUCGGCAUGACCUCGUCGUGGGUGCUGUUCGACUACCCCGCGGGCACGGUGCCGGUGCGGCCCGUGGUCGAGGCCGAUCUGGAGCUGGGCAGGCCCCUGGCCGCCGGCACCGUCUUGGGCAGCUGGGACCAGAAGUGCCGCGAGCUGUGGGACGAACACGUCACCGACCGCCGCGUCUAUCUCGACACCCCGCUGAGCGUGCAGGUCGUCGUGCAGCGCGGGAGGGACGAUUGGUUGUGCACCGUUAUGGGCGUGAUUGACGAAGUCAUCAAGGCCCAGUCAUCAUCUACUUCAUCGGCUUCGUCAGGAGGUGUCAAGGCGAGACUGUAG
Molecule: messenger RNA, 1812 nt
Organism: Fonsecaea erecta
Lineage: Eukaryota; Fungi; Ascomycota; Eurotiomycetes; Chaetothyriales; Herpotrichiellaceae
Exons: 1
Coding region: 1-1812 (603 amino acids)
Source: RefSeq, a predicted model, not a curated record